AUGCAUGGGCGCGUCAUUGCGUUCGGCACGACGUCGGGCUACUUUCCAUCUGGGGACUCGAGCAACAGCGACGAGAAGAAGGACGAGGCCACGCUGAACAGUGUUCUAUCGCCGCUUAUCUCCAAGUGUGCCUCGAUCCGUGGGAUUAGCCUCACGGCGUACCCGGAACCUGUGGAGCGACUCCGCCCCAAAGUGCUGGAGAUGUUCAAGAGGGGAAAACUACGCUAUGGGAUGGACGACGUCAAGUUUGUUUGGCUGGACAGUAUCUCUGAUGCGCUGGAGUACGUAAUGGCGCGCAAGAACAUCAGAAAGGUAGCCGUCAAGAUCCAGGACUUGCCCUGA
This is a messenger RNA of Phytophthora sojae, 342 nucleotides long. Its product is annotated as putative oxidoreductase. Bases 1 to 342 code for a protein of 113 amino acids. The transcript has a single exon. Lineage: Eukaryota; Oomycota; Peronosporomycetes; Peronosporales; Peronosporaceae. Gene Ontology annotation, cellular component: mitochondrion. The record is from RefSeq and is a predicted model, not a curated record. Gene Ontology annotation, molecular function: oxidoreductase activity.